AUGUUGGCAGAUGUGUCGUUUACUCAUAUCGCGGUGGCCAGUAUAUCAUCAUUGGUUUUCAUUGUAGUCUACUAUGCGGUCCAAUGGACAAGACACGAGAUUAGGAUUAGAAAGAUAGGCGGCACGCGUGCGCAUACUCUUGCAAAUGAUCCCAUCACGGCGAUGGUGUGGUUCUACGCUGCGGCUAAAGCGCAGAGGAACCACCAGCUCUUGAAGCAUUUCAAUAGCUUUUUCGACUCGGCACCUCCCGAAUGCCCGAAUUGCGUUGAGAUUCGAUUCUUGCCGAGAGAGAGAAAUAUACUCACCAGGGACCCGGAGCAUGUUAAGGUAGUACUCACGACCCAAUUCUCUGACUUCGGAAAAGGGGAAAAGUUCCACGAUCUAUGGCGGCCUUUCCUUGGUGAUUCCAUCUUUACAACUGACGGCCAGCUUUGGCACGAUAGCCGUGGCCUGAUCAGGCCGAUGUUCAUCAAAGACAGAGUUAGCGACUUAGCAACAUUCGAGAGAUGGGUUUCCAUACUCCUUACCAUACUUCCUUCCUCAGGACAGACAGUGAAUAUUAUGGACCUCCUUUACCGAAUGACGCUCGAUGUGACUACAGACUUCCUACUCGGAGCGAGUGUUGACAGUCUACGCAAUCCCAAGGGCGAGUUUGUAAACGCAUUCAACGAUGUGCAAAGGAUCCAGAUGAUGCUUACGACCGUUGGACCAUUCAGAUCCUUAAUUUCCCGCCGUGCCUACGACGACGGAAUCAAGAAGAUAGAGCAAUUUAUCAUGCCGUACAUCGAGCAAGCUUUAGCGCUGCCGCAAGAAGAGUUAGAGAAGCUGUCAAACUCUGACAAGCACUUUACUUUCUUGCACAGUAUUGCACGAUACACUCGUAACCGUCGGGUAAUCCGUGACCAGAUCAUCGCCGUGCUCCUAGCCGGUCGCGACACGACAGCCGCAACACUAUCAUGGGCGUUCUACGAACUAUCUCACUAUCCCGAGAAGUACAAUAAACUUCGUAACGAGGUCCUCAACUCCGUCGGCCGAACACGAACCCCCACAUAUGAGGACCUGAAGAAUAUGUCGUAUUUGAAACACACUCUAAACGAGACCUUGCGAUUAUAUCCCGCCGUGCCUUUCAACAUACGCACAGCAUUGGCGGACACGACACUCCCGACCGGCCCGGGCAACCCGCCUAUUGCGGUUGUGAAAGGUGAUGUCGUGGUUUACAGCUCCCUCGCGAUGCAUCGCCGAAAGGAUCUAUACCCCCCAACGUCAGAGAAAUUCGAAGACCCCGCUAUAUUCUCGCCUGAGAGAUGGGAGAACUGGACACCGAAACCGUGGCAAUACUUGCCUUUCAACGGUGGUCCGCGUAUUUGCGUAGGACAGAAUUUUGCCAUGACUGAAAUGGCGUACUGCAUGGUACGAAUCCUUCAGAAGUACGAGCGCAUCGAAUACCACGGAGACUGGUAUGCGCAACAGAUCGAGACGGAGAUUGUUGGAAAGCCGAAUAAGGGGGUUAACGUUGGAUUAUAUGAAGAGUCCGUAAAUCAAUUUGAAAUAUAG
Messenger RNA from Daldinia childiae, 1554 nucleotides. Its product is annotated as Cytochrome P450 52A13. NCBI's taxonomy places the organism in Eukaryota, Fungi, Ascomycota, Sordariomycetes, Xylariales, Hypoxylaceae. Bases 1 to 1554 code for a protein of 517 amino acids. The transcript has 6 exons. Gene Ontology annotation, molecular function: monooxygenase activity; heme binding; oxidoreductase activity, acting on paired donors, with incorporation or reduction of molecular oxygen. The record is from RefSeq and is a predicted model, not a curated record.